GGCCGCCGCCGCCAUCGGACAAUAGGCCGCCCGCCGCGGCUGCCGCGGACUUCCUGCCCGGCCAGUGCGCCCCUCUGCGCGCCCCUCUCCGCGCCGGCCCCGGAGCCGCGAGCCCCCAGCGCCCGGGACGUGCCUGUGCCUGCGGCCGCCCGCACCUCUGCUGCGGCCGGUCCGGCGGCCUCCACCUACUCGGCCGAGCCGGCUGCCCCCGGCCCCGUCCCGCGGCUGCUCUCGGCGUCGGUUUCCGAGUUUGGUUGCUCACGGAGGAGAUUGGGUUUUUUUUUUUUCUAGUUCUUUUUCCUUUUACGAUUUUGAAAAAGAAAAGAACGCACAGCAGGCUGGGACGGUGAAGCGCCACCAGCUGGCCCCACGUGGACACCUCUGAGGGGAAAGGGAGUUGGAAGCGAGCUUGGUCCAGCUGGCCUCGAGGCCUCAACUUCUGCCGGACUCUGAGGCCUGGGUCAUGACUGUCACGCCGGGCCGGUGGAAGGCUUUACCUGUCCCGGGCUGGACUUGACCCUUGCCCUUCAGCAGCGGACGCUCCCCCGACCCACACACACUCCCCGGACGCCUCGCUAGGCUCCGACACCCGUCUGCGACAUGGAUAAGUACGGCGACCUGGGCCUGGAGGCCAGUAAAUUCAUUGAGGACCUGAACAUGUACGAGGCCUCCAAGGAUGGACUCUUCCGAGUGGACAAGGGGGCAGGCAACAACCCCGAGUUUGAGGAAACACGCCGGGUGUUUGCCACCAAAAUGGCCAAAAUCCACCUCCAACAGCAACAACAGCUCUUGCAGGACGACACCCUGCCCAGGGGGAGCAGAGGCCCGGUCAACGGUGGGGGCCCCCCAGGCCCAGAGGCCCGCCGGGAAGCCAGCAUGAGCAGCAAGCUGACCGUGGAUGGUGCUGCCAAGCCCCCUCUAGCUGCCUCGACAGUGGGUCCUGGUUCAGUCACCUCCAUGGCCCCCGGGCAACCCUUGUACCCACCCCAGGAGCAGAGGGCCAGGCCCUAUACCCGCAGCGCAAGCCACGGCAGCCAGGACUGUGGCUCCAAGGAGAGCCUGGCAAGCUGGGAGAUGUCUGCCUUCCGCCACGUGGGCCCCUGCGAGGAUCCUUCCUGCCUCACGCACGGAGACUAUUAUGACAACCUCUCCUUGGCAAGCCCAAAGUGGGCUGAUGAACCAGGAGUGUCCCCCAGCGUCAGGCCGGGCGCAGGGAGUGGGUGGCCUGGCACCCCAGGGACGGACGCACCACUGCCCAAACCCUCCAGGGACCAUCCCCUGUACCAGCCUCAGCUCUCCCCGAGCUCCAGCAAGUCACUGGAGACCGGCCAGGAUGGUGGUGGUGGUGGUGACCGUGGUGAUGAGAAGCUGGCUGGGCUUUGGACUACUGCCGCCUCCCAGCGGGUGAGCUCCAGCCUUUCUUCCCCAGGCCCAGAAAAUGGGGCCCACCUGGGGCCCCCUCAGCCCAGGCCCCCCUCUUUCUUAGCACCCUUGGCCCAGAGCUGCCCCAGCCAAGGAGCUCUUCCAAGAACAAACUCGGGGGUGGGGAGUGAGGCUUCAGGCACGACGCCCAAACCCAUGGUGGACCCUCAACCCUGGUUCCAAGACGGACCCAAAUCUUACCUUUCUAGUUCUGCCUCAUCAUCCUCACCAGCCAGCAUGGACAGUUUGCAGUUGGGUGCGGCCCCUGGGCUGGGUCCCAAGCCAGUCUGCACGGACGCUGGCAUUGGUCCCAAGCUCAGCCCCACCAGCCUUGUCCAUCCAGUGAUGUCCACUCCGCCUGACUUAUCUUGUAAAGAAGGUCCCCCUGGCUGGUCGUCGGAUGGCAGCCUGGGGCCUGGGCUCCCGGAGAGCCCCAGCCCCCCCAGGGUGAGGUUGCCCUGCCAGACCCUCAUCCCAGGCCCCGAGCUUGGGCCCUCAGCUGCCGAAUUGAAAUUAGAAGCCCUCACCCAACGUCUGGAGCGUGAAAUGGAUGCGCACCCGAAGGCCGAUUAUUUUGGAGCCUGUGUGAAAUGCAGCAAAGGGGUGUUUGGGGCCGGCCAGGCCUGCCAGGCCAUGGGGAAUCUCUACCACGACGCGUGCUUCACCUGUGCGGCCUGCAGCCGGAAGCUGAGAGGAAAAGCCUUUUAUUUUGUCAACGGCAAAGUGUUUUGUGAGGAAGACUUCCUGUACUCUGGGUUCCAGCAGUCUGCUGACAGGUGUUUUCUUUGUGGACAUCUGAUCAUGGACAUGAUCCUGCAGGCCCUCGGGAAGUCCUACCACCCUGGCUGCUUCCGCUGUGUCAUCUGCAACGAGUGUUUGGACGGGGUGCCCUUCACCGUGGACUCCGAGAACAAGAUCUACUGUGUCCGAGAUUACCACAAGGUGCUGGCCCCCAAGUGUGCAGCCUGUGGGCUUCCCAUCCUUCCACCUGAGGGCUCAGAUGAGACCAUCCGUGUCGUGUCCAUGGACAGAGACUACCAUGUGGAGUGCUACCACUGCGAGGACUGCGGUCUGGAGCUCAAUGAUGAAGACGGCCACCGCUGCUACCCCCUGGAGGACCACCUGUUCUGUCACUCCUGCCAUGUCAAGAGACUGGAGCAAAGCCCCUCGUCUGCAGCUCUUCACCAGCACCGCUUCUAGCUGGAGCCGCUCCCAGACCUCCCGUGGGAGAUGACAAGACAUCUGCCUGUUAGUUCCAGCGGCCCCCCGGGGUGGAGCCGGGGUUGGGGGGAGAGGGGUUAGGCAGGUAAGUUUCUGCAUAUACACCUGGGGUGCCUUUCCUUGAACCAGGGAGCUGAGCCCUACCUGUGUGGCAUGUGUAUUUUCCAAGUGCCUUUCUGCACCGCCACGCCCUGUCACAUUACUCAGGAAGACACUCCAGCUGCGUGUGGCAUGUGACGGGGGAUCGCAUCCGUGUAACCGAGGGCAGCCUCCAGCCGCUCUCAGAUGGAAAGGGUCACAGUGAGCAUGUUUCACAAUAUCCUCUGAAGAGAGAUCUCAGCUGCCGAUACAGCUGCCCUCUCCUGUCCCUUGGGAAAAUACCCACACCCAGAUGCUAUACCCCGCAACUGCAUACACGUACACAAUAUGAUUUAAGAUUGCGUCCAGACGCACGCGCGCGCGCGCGCGCGCGCGCACACACACACACACACAGCAUUAUUUAAGACUUCCUGCCUCCCCAGAGACUCAGUUCUUCUCUUGAAUGGCUGCACAUUUUCAUUGCAUUAUGGCAAGAGGGACGCUCUCGCGGGUGCUAUCUUAGGAAGAAUUUGCUUGCUAAACCAGAGCCAAGUUUUGAAAUGAGUGAGCCAGGCAGGGCUUCCUCCUGGUACACUGACCGCGUUUUGUGUGCCCCUGCAAAUCUUCACUCCCUUGAAGGCAGCUGGGAGCCCGAUGGAGAUUUGCCCUGUUCCAGCAAAGUGUGCUUUGGGUCAAGGGCUUGGUGCAGGCCCAGACCUCCUUUGCCCAGCUGUUUACACUGUUUCUCUCUGGAGCUCUCGAGAGUCCGUGACUCCGGAGUCGCUCCCACAAAGGCAAGUCUCAGAAUCCCACGUGGGGACAUCUCUGUGCCUGUUUUAGUUUCUUUAGUUAACCACAAGGUUUGGGCCAUCCUGCCCACCUGCUGAGAGCUAGCCCCCUUCUCCGCGGGGGAGAGAGUGUGUGUGUAUGUGUGUGUGUGUGUGUGUGUGUGUGUGUGUGUGUGUGUGUGAUCUCUAAGCAGCACAGGAGGGGGUGCCUCCGGAUAGAUGAGUAUGUUCACCUCGCACGGCUCUCCCUCACCCAGUUCUGGGCACAGGCAGUGACGUGUGAAGAGACCUGUAUAAGGUACACUGCUUUCGCCUGGGUUUUCUUCUUGUUUUUAAUCGUCUCCCCCCAUUCUCGGUCUUCCACACACACAAAAUACCUCACAGAUAAGAGCUUCACCAAACCACAGAUGAGGCAUUUGGCCAUUGCACUGACCUCCCAGGCCUCCGUCAGUGCGUGCGGAGUCUCUGCCUCCACGCGGGCCAGACACCAGCCGCUCAGGUCACGGGCACCUUAACUAAAGCUCGGCUGCCAGUGGGUCAGAUGGAACGUGGGUGUUACUGCCCUGAUGCAGUUAAUCAGGCAGGUCCCCCCGGGGUGAGAGGGCCACGCACCGGCAGGAGUUCAAGACCACCUGUGCACUCAGGAAGCACGGUUGGCCCUGAGUAUCACACACUCCUGAGGCCAGACGUCCGUACCCCUGGUAUUCCUAUGAAAAGAUGGUGUAAAAGAAAAAUAAAAAAGAAGGCUGGCUGGCAUUUGCCCUCUCAGUCCGUGGGGAGGGCCCGCCGGAGGGCAGGGACCAGCCUGGGAGCAUGGCACCGGCGUCUGCUGUCCGCCUCAUCACCUCACCCCCAGGGCAGCGGGGGGCCACGGAGGGCGGGCGGGGGAGCCCAAGGCACGUGGGACUCGCAGACUUGUCAGUGGGCCCGGCUCCCGACUCGAGGCCGCGUUUUGAUUCAUUGGGUAGCAGCUGCUCUAAGACACACAGAAUUGGCCCCGAGAGUUGUCUCCUGUUCUUCUUACGUUCAUUCUGUUAAGAUGGCCAGAUGUCACUUCAGCCCAGGCUGUGGGCUUUCGUCGAUUCCGUGGCACAGGCCAAGCCUCCAGAAGCCCUUGGAUGCAUGCGGCCGGGGGAGUGAACCCUGGGGCUGAACCCCUCUCUUCCCGGAGUCCCCAGCUCUGCUCUGGCAAGGCUGGCGGGGGGAGGGGGGGAGCGUCUUCACUUGGCUUUGCCAACCCAGGAACGUUUCUGGCCUUGCUGACCCACCUUUGCUGCACCUGCGAGUCCAGCAAAAGUGCAGAAAAUUGCCUGAGAGCAACUGUCAGACACGGAUUUGUUUGCAAAUUGGGCAACUAGUUUUUUUAAAAAAUCUGUGAUUAAUUUUUUAAAUGAUACGUUUUAGGUGGCCUUGAUGGAGGUGAUUCAGAUAAUCUGCAAAUACGGUGUUUUCUACUGUUGAGGAAAGAACAUUUAAGAGACUUUCCAGAAGCCCGAGAAACUGGGGCGGCGAGUUGUAGGAAUCUCGCGCCAGUUCCGUUUCUCAGGCUCUGGCGCUAAAGCCACGAGGGAGAUGGGUCACCUGCGUGGUAUCUUAGACAUUCUGUAAGCUGUUAGCCAAACAACUGUAAUGGGGUUGUAUUUAUAGGCACCUAGAAAGGAGACACAACGACCCGGUAGACCAGGAGGAAUUUGUUUAUUUUAAAAGGUAGAGCGGAUAGCCCUUCCUGAGUUCCCUAGGUAGCUCUUGGACUGUAGAUAAACAAGGAGUAUUAAGGUCUGGUGGCAGACCCCAAGGCCAGCCUCCAGCCUCCCCCCUCCCCCGCCUCAUUUGGCCCGAAGUUUUUCCCUCCCCCACAGCGAGGACCAUUCAGAAGCUGCCAGGGGGGUGUGAGGAAAGCCAGUGACCUGGUUUGGCCUGCCCUUCUCUCUCUGAUGUUCUCCCACCUGCGGCUGGGGAAAGAGUGACGUGUUCACCUCUCACCGUGGGAGGGCAUUACACCCUGUCUGGGUCAUUGCCCGUAUGUACAUGGCAACAGGACUUCCCACUUCUCCGUGGUCAGUGCUUGAGUGAGAGCCUCUUUCAGCCGAGUCCACUGAGGUGGGGCCACCAACCACGUGUGCAGGACUUGACCUCACACCAGCCUUGUUGCAAGACGCACUCAUUGCAACGCUGUCUGCCAGGAAACCCAAGUUCUUUGUAGUCUCCGCGCCAGGAAUCAGUUCUCAUUUCCAGGUUAUUUGAAGUCAGUCUUAAAAGGAAUAGAAUACAACGAGUAAAAUAUAUUAGCUAUCAUUCUGAGCCGGAACUGGAUAGAUGUGGGAAAUUUCUGUAUAGUGUGUGAAAAUUUCACCAUGCAGGGAAAUUAUUUUCCUCUGUAUCUCUUCUUUUCUUAUAAAAAUUAUUCGAAAUUGUACUGUUACUAUAAAUUCUUCCAGAUAUUGUUACUACAGAAUUACUCAGAAUUGUACUGUUGCUAUAAGAGUAUUCAAAAUAUCAUGCCAAUAAACUGCAUCAAUUUGUAGACAAUUAAAAGUGCUCUCCAA
This is a messenger RNA of Callorhinus ursinus (northern fur seal), 6055 nucleotides long. RefSeq names its product LIM domain containing 1 (gene LIMD1). Gene Ontology annotation, cellular component: P-body; transcription regulator complex; nucleus. Gene Ontology annotation, biological process: regulation of DNA-templated transcription; response to hypoxia; cytoskeleton organization. Gene Ontology annotation, molecular function: transcription corepressor activity. NCBI's taxonomy places the organism in Eukaryota, Metazoa, Chordata, Mammalia, Carnivora, Otariidae. The record is from RefSeq and is a predicted model, not a curated record.